UCAACCUACACCGACCCGCCGAACAAAGCUCAAAAGGUUAAACCCUCACCAUCGACUAGGGUUUUCUCUACACAACCUCUCUGAUCCGAGUCUGAGUCCUCGCCACCAUGCCGCAAGGAGAUUACAUCGAGCUUCACAGGAAGAGACAUGGCUUCCGCCUUGAUCACUUCGAGCGCAAGCGCAAGAAGGAGGCUCGCGAAGUUCACAAGCGCUCUGAAUAUGCCCAGAAGGCUCUGGGUAUUAAGGGCAAGAUGUUCGCGAAGAAACGUUAUGCGGAGAAGGCUCUGAUGAAGAAGACACUGGCUAUGCACGAGGAAUCAUCCACCAGGCGCAAGGUGGACGAUGAUGUUCAUGAAGGAGCUGUUCCUGCCUAUCUGUUGGAUCGUGAGAACACAACACGAGCAAAAGUUCUUAGCAAUACAAUUAAGCAAAAGAGGAAAGAGAAAGCUGGGAAAUGGGAAGUUCCUCUGCCCAAGGUGAGGCCUGUCGCUGAAGAUGAAAUGUUCAAAGUGAUCAGAACUGGCAAACGAAAGACCAAGCAAUGGAAGAGAAUGGUCACGAAAGCCACAUUUGUGGGACCUGGUUUUACAAGAAAACCUCCCAAGUACGAGCGCUUCAUCCGUCCUUCAGGUUUACGGUUCACCAAAGCUCAUGUGACACACCCUGAACUCAAAUGCACUUUCAAUCUCGAGAUAAUCGGAGUAAAGAAAAAUCCUAAUGGUCCAAUGUAUACCUCUCUUGGCGUGAUAACAAAGGGAAGCGUCAUUGAGGUGAAUGUCAGUGAGCUGGGUCUGGUUACACCAGCUGGGAAAGUUGUCUGGGGGAAAUAUGCUCAGGUGACAAAUAACCCCGAGAAUGAUGGUUGUAUAAACGCUGUUCUGCUUGUCUAGGAGGGUUACUGACAACAGGAGACGUUGGUGAGAACAUCAAGAUGUCUUAAACAGGGUUCUAACCUCAAAACAGGACUUCUGUGUCUUCUUUAUCUGUAACCUAAUUACGAGAUGUAUGGAUGAUACAAUUUUGUUUCUGUUUAUCUUUCAAAUUCAUUUAUUAUUGCGCUUACUA
Messenger RNA from Juglans regia (Persian walnut), 1065 nucleotides. RefSeq names its product ribosome biogenesis protein NSA2 homolog. The record is from RefSeq and is a predicted model, not a curated record. Gene Ontology annotation, biological process: maturation of 5.8S rRNA; maturation of LSU-rRNA. NCBI's taxonomy places the organism in Eukaryota, Viridiplantae, Streptophyta, Magnoliopsida, Fagales, Juglandaceae. The coding region runs from base 108 to 890 and encodes 260 amino acids. Gene Ontology annotation, cellular component: preribosome, large subunit precursor; nucleolus. The transcript has 9 exons.